This is a messenger RNA of Plasmodium cynomolgi strain B, 3990 nucleotides long. Its product is annotated as zinc-carboxypeptidase. NCBI's taxonomy places the organism in Eukaryota, Apicomplexa, Aconoidasida, Haemosporida, Plasmodiidae. The transcript has 3 exons. Bases 1 to 3990 code for a protein of 1329 amino acids. Gene Ontology annotation, molecular function: metallocarboxypeptidase activity; zinc ion binding. The record is from RefSeq and is a predicted model, not a curated record. Gene Ontology annotation, biological process: protein side chain deglutamylation; proteolysis.
AUGCUUAUCGAAGAUGAAGACAAUAGUAAUCGUCUUCACCAUUUUGAUUAUCAUAGCCCUGGCUCUGUUUAUUUACUUCGUUAUUUAGGGGUCGGUGGGGAGAGAAAGGGAGUAUGUGCUGAGGGGUGCGUUGAAAAGGUGGACAAAGGGAAGAGAAUCGAGGGGGAACUCCCAAUUUGGAACAAUGGCAACGAGGUGGUAAAGGAUGUGCCGGAAGGGAAUGAGGCAAAGUUGAAGUCGAGACUUCCUCAAGGGGAGGGGAGGAACCAUAUGGAUGUAAGAGGCAGCAGCGGCGGGAGUGGUAUCGGAAGUGGCAGCCGAAGUGGUGGCCGAAGUGGUGGUCGAAGUGGGAGAGGAAGGGGCAACACCCUGGAGGCGAACCAGCUGGAGCUGAUAUUUCACGAAUCGGUGAAGGCCAUUUAUGAAGGCACCAAUGCGCACGUGGAAAUUCCUACAAUAAAGCGCGAUGGAAGGAAGGGAGGCCUGUCGUGCCACCUGGGAGAGAUGAAACAAACGAGGGAAACGCACUCUGAUGAUGUCGACUCGGACAAGGUUCAUAUCAAGGAGAUGACGAACCAGGUGAAUUUCCCACACAAAAUUGAGAAGCUGAAAAACUUUUGGAUGGAGCGCCUCGAAAAUGCGAAGCAAAGGAAUAGGCAGCUCUUUGUGCAGAGUAUGAGCAGCAUCGGUGAGACUCUGAAUUAUAAUUUUUUGCGCAUAUGUCGGAAUGGGCGUGAGUUCGACCCUGCUUCGUUCGCCUGGCAUGACUCGUUUGUGGGGCAUGCGGUGGGGAGGGCGUGGAAGGGGGGAGAGACCUGCUUAGAGGGAAAGACCUGUUUGGAGGGAAAGACCCCUUUGGAGGGAGAGACCCGUUUGGAGGGAGAGACCUCUUUUGAGGGAGAGAAGGCAGAGAAGGGAGAGAAAGCCCAAAGGGAGGAACGCCCAUCGCCCCCACCCGCAUGUCCCCCCCAUAUUUAUGAGAAGCUGAAAAAUAUCAGAUGUAAAUUGGAGAAGCCCUUUUCUGUUCAUUUUAAAAUCGAAAAUAUGUCAAGACCUCAUUUUUUGUACAAAGAAGGACACUCUCCUUUGGUAUUCUCCGAGUGUAGAAGUAUGAAGGAAAAUGUGCAGUGGGAGAGAUCAGCUUACAAUGUUACCUAUACGAGAAAUGACAGCUCUAGGUAUUUUAAUUUAAAGACCAAUAGUUUUGAAAAGCUAUCCUAUUGUACAUAUACUCUCGAAUUCUCGUACGAUUUUCUGUACACUUACGACACAGUUUAUUUCGCUAGCUCCCUUCCAUACUCCUACUCCUACCUCUUGCAAUACCUGGGGUUACUAAAGAGUUAUGUGCACAGUGGGCAGGAGAGGGAGAAAAGAAUUAACUACGUGCAGGGCACCUUGUGCACGACGGCUUGUGGCUUCGCCUGCCCCGUUCUAGCCAUAACGAAUUAUGACAAGGGGGAGGAAGCGAAAGCGGAAGCGAACACGGCAGCUAAAAAGACAGCUAAAACGGAUUCGAACACGGAAGCGAAAGAGGCAGCUAAAACGGAUGCGAACACGGCAGCGAACACAGAAGCGCCUCCCAACGGGGACAGUCACGACGGAGGUGCAGUGAACACUGGGCAGAACUACGUAGGGUCAACUAACAUUGAAGGGUCGCAUCGGAACAUAGCCCCCGGGGAAGCAGACCAAGCGAAGCAGCUGCAUCCUGUUGGGAGCAUCAGUGUGCCCGCUGAGAGCAAUCCCAAGCCGGUAGAUGCCGCGAGUGAAACCCCGUGCCAGUGCUGCGAAGGACACACAUAUAUUGACGACGCGAGGUGCAUGUAUAAUUUGUGCCAUCCCAGGCGAACGGAUGAUCGAAAAGAAGGGGAAGACAACCCCAGCCAAAGGAGCCCCCCCCAAUAUUCUAACGCGUUCAUGAGCCAGUUUGAGCUCCUUCUGGAGAGGCAUUAUUCCAUGCAUCCGUUAAAUCACGAUGGGGAGAAGCGCCCGCGCGGGUCAGCGCCGUCUCCUUGUUUAAGUAGGUCUACCCAUGUGGUGGCUUCCCCCCCAGGGGGUGCCCCUGCCCAGGUGGGGACUUCCUCCAAAGUGGUGACUUCCUCCCCAGUGAGUGCUUCCUCCAAAGUGGUGACUCCCUCCCCAGCCGGGGAAGCACCCAGCCAGCCACGACGCGAAGAGAAGAAAAUAAUUUUUCUAACAGCGCGAGUGCACCCUGGAGAAACGAACGCUAGCUACGUCAUGCAUGGUUUCCUUGCGUUUAUCACAUCGGAUAAUGCAUACGCAGAUGCACUUCGAGAUAAUUUUAUUUUCAUUAUCAUACCGAUGCUAAAUAUUGAUGGAGUAAUUCUUGGACACAACAGACUCUGUUCGAAUGGGUUCGACCUAAACAGGCAAUGGAAUAGACCAAUCUAUUAUCUACACCAGACGAUACACACAGCUAAGUCUCUAAUAAAAAAAAUCCACAAAAAUGGAAGAAUCGCUUUCUUUUGUGAUUUCCAUGGCCACUCAAGAAAAUAUAAUUGCUUUUUAUUUGGUAACUCAGAUAGUCGGGGUCAUCUAAGGGGUAGGAAGUUGGCUGAAAUUUUUUGUGACGUUCUGGGAUCAUCGCUUCCGUGGUUCUCCCUAGACGAUACACAAUUUAAGAGUGAAAAUUUAAACAGGGGAGUGGCAAGGUAUGUAUGUGGAAAUGAGUUCUCUAUCGACUGCAGCUACACGUUUGAGGUGUCCCUCAUAGGGGUCAAAAUGAAGGGCAACUCCAUUGGGGUGCUUCCCCACUGGGGGAGCACCAACGAGGCAGGGGAUCAGCCACAUCCGGGAGGCGGAGCGGUUGGAGCGGAUGAAGCGAGCCACCCUGAUGGGGGAGGAGACCCUGGGGAAGGUGGGAGUCGGAGUUGUAAGACUUACGAAGUGAAGGGGGACGGAGAGACUUUAUCCCCCCCAGGUAAGUCUACUUCACGUUAUGCAGUCAGUUGUGGUAGCGGGAGCGGAAAGUGUAACAAACGUGGUGUAAAGGGGGAGAGGCAGCUCCGAAAGGACGUCACCAAAAGUGAUGCGAGCGCGAGGAAGGACCAACGAGCAGUCAAAGAGAAGGGUCUAUCCAACCGGAGGAAAGAAGGAAAGGCGCAAACAAGAAAUGACGUAAAGGAAAGUCACAUGCAGGAGGGACCCAAGGGAAAGUCUCACAACAGAAGAACACCUGUUAGGAAGGUACCAGCGUGCUCGAUGAAGAAAAAGCAUCGAGUAAAACUGCUCCCAAGGAGGAAUCCUUUUUUUUGUUCUCUAAAUGGGAAAAUAUCGGCUGCUUCAAAUGGUAGAAGAAGAUUACGUGUAAAGGUGUGCCACCCCGGGAAUGGCGACAGUGCAGCGAAGCAGGAACGCCGUGGCAAUUUAGCCAGUGGAACGAAUUACAGAAGUAGGCGUAGAAUAACACACCCCUGUUUAGAGGAGGACGUGGGAGUGGAUGCGGGAGUGGACGUGGGAUUGCACAUGGGAGUUCACGUGGACGUAUGUGAAGAAUUACAACCCUGUGGGGAGAAGCCCCACGGUUACGACCACCAACUUGGAGGAAAAAAAAAACGAUCUAUAGGAGGACACCCCAAUGGGAAUUUUUCCGGUCAGAGGAAGAAGAGGCCACUUCGGAUUACUAGGAGAAAGCUGGUGGUGAUUAAAAAGGUGAACUCUGUGAAGGGGAGAAAAGGAAAUGGUCCGCAAGUGAUGCAAACAAAAAAGGAGGAAAAAAACGUUGGUUUGUGUUUAAACCAUGGAGGACUAAAACGGGAGUAUUUGAUUUGCUUAAAAAGGAAAAAAUUGAAAGGGGGGUUGGGACUAAUGAAGUUGCUUAGACGGAAGGUGAGGCCAUCGCGGGUGGCGCGCGCGUCAGACGGCGUCGUGGGAGAAGCGGCACCGUUUCGUGGAGGAGGCCCCACCAAAGGAGAAACGAAGAGAAAAAGAAAAAAAAAAAAAGUGAUCCAGGAAAAGGCGUCAUAUCCAUGA